Messenger RNA from Danio aesculapii, 1820 nucleotides. It is a transcript of the gene utp18, whose product is annotated as UTP18 small subunit processome component. Gene Ontology annotation, biological process: rRNA processing. Lineage: Eukaryota; Metazoa; Chordata; Actinopteri; Cypriniformes; Danionidae. The record is from RefSeq and is a predicted model, not a curated record. Gene Ontology annotation, molecular function: protein binding. The transcript has 13 exons. Gene Ontology annotation, cellular component: small-subunit processome; Pwp2p-containing subcomplex of 90S preribosome. Bases 137 to 1666 code for a protein of 509 amino acids.
GGGCGCCUUCUGCAGCGGAAGUGUUUGCUCUGCUGUUGUUGUGCACGUGUGGAUAUCCAAGCGGUCGGACUGUAGUUUUCUGCGUGCCAGCCGCCAGUAAAGUCCACAGAGGAAGAAGAAGUUUUCCGCAGCAGUAAUGGAGUCUCCCGCGCGUGUGGGCAGCAGGAAGCGGCCGCUGGAGGAGCGGCAGAUGAAGCACCGGCAGAAGUGCGCAGCUCUCGGACAGGAGGAGGCGGAGGUCCGGCGGCUGGAGGAGCUGCUGUUCGGGGCGGAGGAGCAGCUGAGCGGCCGCCUGGAGCAGGGCAGCAGCAGUUUUCUUGAGCAUGAUGAUGAUGAUGCUGAUGCUGAUGAAGUGCGCAGUGUGUGUUCAGAGGGCAGCGAGGGUCCCCGGGGCCGCCGGAGAGCCAGGACAGCAGUGUGGGAGGAUGAGGAUGAUGAGCAGGACGAAGAGGUGGACAUGACGCACCGCUCCCGCCGAGAGCUGAAGAAGAGCGACGCAGAGACCAAGAUGAGCAAACAGAGACUGCAGCAGCGGCUGAAGGAGCAGUUCCAGAAGGCCAUGGGUGGCACACCGAGUUGGGCAGAGGAGGAGCACAGGACCAGCCGGAGGACAGCAGAUGAAGAUGAUGAUGAAGAUGAAGAUCUGCUGAGGAGGACCGCUAACUUCAUCAGCUCAUCAGACAGCCUGCCGAGAGGAGUGAUCCGAAUAAAGAAGUGUUUGAAUGCGAAUAGCGAGUGUGUGUCUGAGGCUCAGCUGACCGCAGUGCAGUUUCACCCGUCGGCUCAGAUCGUGAUGACGGCCGGCCUCGACCACUGCGUCUCACUCUUCCAGGUGGAUGGGAAGAGUAACCCAAAGAUCCAGACGGUGCACCUGGAGAAGUUCCCGGUGAGGAGAGCUGCGUUCAGCGCUGACGGAGAGCAGAUCGUGGCCACAGGCAUGAGGAAUAAACUCUUCUACAUCUACGACAUGAUGGAGGGCAGGGUCAUCCCCGUCACCAGUGUGAGAGGUCUCCGUGAGCAGAGGGUCUCAGACUUCCAGGUCUCUCCAGAUGGAAAGUUCCUCCUGCUGUCGGGAUCCUCUGGAUAUCUCCAUCUCAUGACCACAAAGACGAGAGAGGUUGUGCGCAGUAUGAAGCUGAACGGCCGUGUGUGCAGCACCGGUUUCACCGCAGACGGUAACACCAUCUUCAGCAGCUCCGAGGAUGGUGAGGUGUUUAUCUGGGAUGUGCCGAGCAGUCGGUGUGUGAAGAAGUUCACUGAUGAAGGCUGCGUCAGAGCAACGUCCCUGUGUGUGUCCAGAGAUGGACGAUAUCUGGCCUGCGGUUCUCAGAGCGGUGUGGUCAACAUCUACUCUCAGUCAGACUGUCUGCAGCUCUCGGAGCCCAAACCGCUGAAGGCCGUGAUGAACCUGCUGACGCCGGCCACGAGUCUGAGCUUCAACAGCACGUCUGAGAUCCUGGCCAUCGGCUCCCGAGCGGACGACGAGGCCUGCCGACUGGUUCAUCUGCCCAGCUUUACAGUCUUCAGUAAUUUCCCACAGUUCCGUAAGAAGACCAUCUUCCGUACUCAGAGUCUGGAUUUCUCCCCGAGGAGCGGCUUCCUGUCUGUGGCCAAUAAUAAAGGAGCUGCGCUGCUCUUCAGGCUUCUUCAUUAUUCUGACUUCUGAAGAUGAACACUGCACACAGCAGAUCUAAUGACUGAAGUCUGAUCUAUAAUCAAUAACCGGAGCGUUCCCCGUCUGUGUCCUGCAUUGAUGAUGCUCUGCUGGUCUUUGAGGGUUUUAUAUGUACAGUUUGUUUGAAUGAAUAAACACACACACA